UCCGUGACAGCUGUCAAAGAUGCGUACAUCGCGCACGCCUGUCGCGGUCUCGUCUCCCUCGUUUCGCGGCAACGUAGGUUACGUCGGUGAUAAGCGGCGCGGAGGCGGUGUGCGCGCGUACAUAAUCGCGAUGUCUCGCGCGGCGCGCGGGAAUCGCGGAGUCUGUCUCUGAAUGCGCCGCGCUGCGCUGUUCCACACGAUAUACGACAUACGACGGCACAGCCCGACGAUUACCAGGAUAACCUCCUGGUCCCCGCGUUCGUCCGCGGCCGCAGGCGACCUUUGCCACGUAUAAGUCGAAAAAUCGCUCGUCAUGGCGUGUCUGCUGUUGAAUCAGGAGAACGUCCACCUGAAAAUACCGUCGGUCGAGACGGUGGACGGGGUCACGUACUACUGCAUCGAGGUUGGAAUCGCGUCGAUCAAAUGGACCGUCAAACACAGGUACAGCUCAUUUGCGGCGUUACACGAGAACUUUGUCUCCAAGUACUGCGUCGAGAAGGACAUUUUACCGCCGAAGAAGCUGAUAGGCAACAAGUGUGAGGUUUUCGUGGAGAAGCGUAGACAGAGUCUCGAGGCCUAUCUCAAUACGGUUUAUAAUUACUUGAAGAAGGCAAUGCCCAGGGAAUUGGCCCUAUUCUUGGAUCUCCACGAGUACGAUAUAUAUUUCCUGGUGCAGAGCAUGGCGUUGGAAUUUUUUGUAACGGGCGACACUUUGCUGCAUGCUUCGACAAGCUACAAGUUCAAUCCCGUACAGCUGUACGCAAUCAGCGAAAGAUUGAAGCAGCCGUGCCCAUUGACGGAAGCUGUAGAUAAGGAAUACGACUUCAGUCACGUUUUAGAUUUUAAUUCGCGCUUAACCAGCCUCACGAUCGAAGGAAGCUCGGAGCCUUACAAAACCAGCAACAUAUAUCCGUCCGCCUUGUCCAUCGAGUUAUCCACCUUCAAAAAUGUGCGGCAUCUAACGAUCGAUCAAUAUCCGGUUGAUAAAAUUUACAACAUGGGAAAUCUUCGGGAUACCGUGGUCACACUGAAAGUUACCAAUACCAAGCUCAGAAACAUCGUGGAGCUGGCCAUGUGCGAGGAGGUUCACAAAAUUAUCGAAAACGCCAACGACUCUCACGUAUGGAUGAAAGUGACGCACUUAGAUCUCAGCGAUAAUCGCAUAGAAGUUAUAGACGAGGCGAUUAAGCUACUGCCGCACAUAGAAUGCCUGACGCUGAACAACAAUCACUUGUCCGAGAUCUCUAACGUGACGUUGUUGCCCAGAUUAUCUCAAUUGUAUCUAGCGUCUAAUAAUUUUACCAGUCUGCCGGACGAUCUUCACACGAAACUCGGAUAUAUCGUCUACAUCGACCUGUCGCAGAACAAACUCACGUCCCUCGCCAGUUUUUCAAAACUAUAUUCGUUGGAGGGAUUAGACGUGAGCUGUAAUCGUAUCGAGAAGAUCGAGGAGGUGAAACACAUCGGUCAUCUACCGUGCCUAGAAAACCUGAGGCUAACGGGCAAUCCGGUAUCGACGAUAGUUGACUAUAGAGUCAAGGUACUGGAACCGUUUGGUAAGAGGGCCGCCGAUAUCUGUCUGGAUAACGAAAAGCCAAAUCAAAAAGAACUUGACACCGUGUCGGUUCAUCAAGCGUUGCGUAUCGCGAGGGAGGGUAAAUCGCCGUCGUUCACCGCGUCCGACGCGCCGCUAUUUUCCGCCGAAGUUCCAAGUAUAUAGAAAUUUUAACCGUGGCUUUUUUUAUCGCGACAAUCGUGUUUUACGUGAAGACCAUUUGUUAGAUACGAAACAAAAAUGUUUUAUACGACAUGUAGAUUUUAUCACUGCGAGACUGAUUCUUUCUUUUCGGUAAAACCGUAAUAUGGUUUAUAGUCUCGAUUUAUUGUACAUUCGCUGGUUUUAUUCAUACGAUGUAAGUGGAUGACGUAAAAACAUGCUUUUUACUUCGAUCUUGAAAACAUACUAAAACGAACAAUACAUUUUACGAAGUCUUCGUGUUGUAAUCUCAUGUAUAAAUCAGAGAUGAAACACGUCUUUCUUGCGAGCAAGUAAAAACUCCACACAAUCCAUGACAAAAUUAUGUGAACACACGAUGUCAUCUAAUUCGUGAAAUAAAUUUGUAAAUUUUCCACUAUUUUAUACAUAUCACGCAUAGAUUUUUAUCGACUGUCUAUAACAAUGAAUUAAUCCGCGUAUCCAUUGUAUUUUAUAUACAUAUACAUAUAAUUAUUUGAUCGUUAUCGAAUUUACUUGAUGUUAUCGAUAUAUUAGAAUUAGUGCUAAUAAGUCACAAGUUACAUAAUAUUUAUUCCGAAACAAUGUCUAAAUCCUUUUAAAUUUUAAAGAAAUAAUACA
This is a messenger RNA of Temnothorax curvispinosus, 2356 nucleotides long. Its product is annotated as nischarin. The record is from RefSeq and is a predicted model, not a curated record. Gene Ontology annotation, cellular component: cytoplasm. The transcript has 3 exons. Bases 314 to 1720 code for a protein of 468 amino acids. Lineage: Eukaryota; Metazoa; Arthropoda; Insecta; Hymenoptera; Formicidae. Gene Ontology annotation, molecular function: phosphatidylinositol binding; protein kinase binding.